UCUUCCACCUCAGUUGAUGGUGAACUGUUACUGUAUUUGCUAAAUCGCUCUAUGGAUUCAAAGUGAUUGGCUUUAAUCACUUGCUCAAACAUGGCUGAAAGUGUACUGGGGAUAGCCUUUUCUCUUCUGCUCCUUGCUUCUAUUAUCCGAGGAGCAAAGAAUUCUGAGUUGUUUGUUAAUGAAACACUGGAAGCUGAGGUGGGCGAGAACAUUACCAUGCCUUGCUUGCUGAAAAAUGCUAUUUAUCACAAGAUUAUCCAAAUUAAAUGGAUUAAAAAUGGACGAACAAGCCUUGCCGUGUAUAACCCAAUACACGGACACUUUCAGUAUUGGCCUAACUUCACAAUCCAAGUAAAAAGAGAUGAUGAAAACCAUUUAAUGGGUUCGUAUCUACACCUUCCCUGGGUGAACAAAUGGGACAGUGGGAAAUAUAGCUGUGAGAUCUUGACGUUUGUUUCAGGUAGUUUUACCAACGAGACAAAGUUAACAGUAAGAGAUGAGAUCAAACUAUUGUGCAAUGCCAACAGCGUGUUUGAGGUCCACUUUGGAGACAAUGCUACAAUACAAUGCACAGUGAACUCCAAUGCACAGUACAGGUGGACGAAGAACAACAAGCUUGUGUCAGAGAUCGAAUACCUGGAGCUGUGGCAGGUGACAGAAGCCUAUGCAGGAGUUUACGAGCUAACAGUCAACACAGGAAACAAACGUCUGCAUAAAGAGUUUUUGAUCUCCGUGCAGACUACAACCACCAGUUUAAGGACAGGUCCUACAAAGUCAACUCAGGGUCCAACUGAUUCACCACACACCAACGCUGCAAUUUCAUUAACCCCCACAGUUUCAACAGAUAUACAGUGGCCCACUCAACCAAACUCCAGCACAGUUAUAGUCCCUGCUGAAGGACAUAUAACUCCUUCAACAACACAAUCCAUCGCCAGUCACUUACACAGCUCUAGCAUGCCGAGUAAUGACACGACAGAGCUCACGUCAGCACAGAGAACAGCCAGUGAUGAGACGAAGAAUGAGUCAAGUAUUAACAGACUGUACACAGAGGCUAAAGUCUCAAUAAGCACAGAGGAGUUCAGGACCACCCAGAACAUAUUAGAACGUACUGGACACCCUCGAACAGUUCCAACUGCCAGAGCUACAGUGAUUGUAAGGAAUGACAAAGCAACCAGACGGAGUCAUACAUUGUUGGUGUCCGUCACCGUUCUUCUGCUGUUAUUGAUUGUCAUGGUCAUCAUUCUUUACUGGAGGCAACUCAGAAAAAAGAGGAUGGACCUCCCGCCUCCAUUCAAACCUCCCCCACCUCCUGUCAAGUAUACAGCUGCAAGACGAAGUGAGACACAGCUUUUCCCCACUUCGAGGUGCAACUCCAUAUAUCAGAACCUAUGAAACCCCUCUUUAUAUGAUUGAUGAAUGUUAACUUGCUUUGUAUAACAGUUUUUGCUGUACUUGUGGAGGUCAGCUGAAAGUGAUUUCACACUGACAAAAAAAGUGUAUUGCUUUUAACUGCAUGUAUGUAUGCACCAGACAAAUAUUUCUUAAUGUCGAGACCGUGCGUCUUUAUGAGAUCACAUGCGCACACAGCCCUCUCUUGAAGGCCUAAAAUUAAAAAAACACAGCUUCUCAAAACAACAGGGGUAAUUGAGCAUUGUCAAACUGAUGGAAUAGCUUUGUACAAGUCUAUUCAGCUUGUCGCCUUGCGGGUUCCAGCAAAUCAAGAGUCCAACAAGUUAAUGAAAGGACCCCAAAUCUCCUCAAAACUUUAUUGUUUGGACUUUCUAAUGUAUAUUAUUCUUUCUAGUGGCAAAUUAGACAACAUAUGCCUCAUCCAUUGGGUGGCACCAGGUCUAUUGACAUUCUUCCAAUGCACUUUUUUGCAGAUAGCAGACGUAUAUCUAUAAAAGUACAUUUUGCCAUCCUAAAUUAGGCUUCUCGGGGUAUAAAGCUAACAGAAAUAAUUUAAAAUCGAAUGGAAAUGGCUUUGAGAGAUUUGUUUCAAUUAUGUAUCUCACCUCUUUCCAAAAUAUAUUGAUUUGUCUGCAUUCCCACAUGCAGUGUAUUAAAGUCCCUUUAGAAUUACACUUUACACAAAGAUCUGGGAUAUUAUUAUUGUAUUUAUUUAAAUGCACAGGCGUAAGGUACACUCGCAUUAGCCAUUUAAAUUGCUUUUGAAUUCCAAUAUUGCACCUAAAAUUACGUGUAUCUGUAGGCGUCUCAAUUAUUAGCAACAAUAGGUAUGGCACAAAAAAAUAAUCCUUUGAACAACCAUCACAUUGCGGUCAUCAUAGUAGUGCAAAUACAGCUAAAUAUAUUCAGAAUUAUUAAUUACUUACUCAUCAUAUGAAUUUAUCAUAAAAUAAUUCCAUGUUACAUACUUCUACAUACUACUAUUUCUAUGAUUCUACAAAUAUUAUAUAAAUAGCCAAUUUAUUUUAAUAUUGCAUUUCAAUAGUGCCUGAUGUUGUAAAAAGGCUACAAAACAAAAAUUACGAAUAAGUAAGAAUUUUUGUCACAUGUUGUAUAUUCAGAUAUACCACUAUUGAAUGACAUAAUUAAGCUGGUAUAUAUAUUUUUCUUUACACAAUUACUUCAAAUUUCGAAUGUUUAGUUUAUCAACCAAAAUCCACGCUGCCUGCUGACCGAGCAUUACUGCUUUCAUAAAAUAGAUGUAGCUCACACUGUAUACACUAGAUGGGGGCAAAAUACUUACAAAUAGGUUCUUUAGUGUGGGGGCAUAUCCAAUAACCAGCAUUAGCUGUAAACAAAUACCAUAUUGUUUUAUGAUUGUUGGUGUAAUUGUGAAGUACUUUGGCCAACUGUUGUUUUUAAAUGUGCUUUAUAAAUACAUUUGACAUUGAUACUGGCAUUUACAACCUUGGCUAUUUUCAGAUUUGAAUUGAAUUUGCUACAGUCUUCCAAAAGGGUGUUAACUUUGUAUCUUGGUUCCCAGCCUUAUUUGUCACAUUUGGAGAUGUUUUGAACAUUCUAUGCAUUGCUCUGUCUAUAGAUAUGGGUAAGUUUGUGCAAGCAGCUAUUUUUAAGGCUUUUUCCUGAUUCAUGAGGAUCAACACGCAUCUGGUUUACUUAAAUGUCAUGUUCUCCCAUCCAUUCAAUUUUGAAGAGUGACUAGGAGAAAGAAGCCACUUUUUUACAAAUUACUCACACCACUGGGGAACAGAAAGUAAUGCAUAACAGGGAUAAAGUUCACAAACAUUUUGAAUAAUAUUGUUAAAAUAGAUAGAGUUUUAUUGCCACCUGAAUGAACAAACUUAAACUGAAGCUUUUAUUUUUCUAAGUAUAAUAUUACCGUAUAUCAAUGAAUGAAUUAGAAGUAAUUUUAGGGUUUUUACGCAUCUUUAGGUUGCAAAAAAUGUAGUUGGUGGCGUAAAUAUAAAUUAAAUAACAUUUUGUGCAUUUGUAUGUGUGUUUUUGCAGUUAAAAAGUUUUUUGCUAAAUGUAAUACAUGCAGUAAGUUUAUAGAAGUUGUAAAUAAAAGAAAAAUAUUUUUGCCUUUUAA
Girardinichthys multiradiatus is the source of this 3520-nucleotide messenger RNA. RefSeq names its product T-cell surface protein tactile. The record is from RefSeq and is a predicted model, not a curated record. The coding region runs from base 91 to 1392 and encodes 433 amino acids. Lineage: Eukaryota; Metazoa; Chordata; Actinopteri; Cyprinodontiformes; Goodeidae. Gene Ontology annotation, biological process: inflammatory response; cell-matrix adhesion. The transcript has 7 exons.